AUGGGCGCCAUUUACGAGCCAGCCGCGCCGUCAACCCCAUGCAUCGUUGUGGCCACAACGCCGCCGCAUUCCUGUGACGCUACCCUAAUGCCUCGCUGUUUUCCACGCAAUCGAAGCGAUAGGAGGAUCUUGCGAAUCUUCCAAGCCAACGUAGGCAAGAUUCCGCCGGCACACGAUUGUGCCCUUGCGUUGGCCGACUCGGAACAAUACGACAUUAUUUUGUUGCAGGAGCCAUGGACAGGACUGAAAGAUGGCCGAUGCCUCACUAAGACGCAUCAGGCCUACGACACCUUCUCACCCGUCAACGACUGGGACGGCCGCGACACUCGCCCGAGAGUCAUGACAUACGUCCGGCGUUCCGCAGGUCUCGUCGCUGAUCAAAAGAGACCUGCGGCGACUCGUGACAUCCUUUGGCUCACCGUCAACGGCAUAACAGUCGUCAACUUCUAUCGGCAGCCGUACCACGACGGAGCCCUUGAAAUCUUGCUUCAGUGGACCGUACCGGACAAGUGUCUUGUUGCUGGUGAUUUCAAUGCCAAACAUCCCAGCUGGCAGGCCGGUCGACGAGAGGACCGCGGCGAAGAAAUAGCGUUUUGGGCAAUGGACAAUCGACUCGGCUUACUGAAUCCUGUCGAUGUCCCGACCAACGCACACGGCAAUACGGUUGAUCUCGCCUUCUGCAACAUACCUCUGGCCGACGCUGUUGUCGAGGAUCAUCUAGCAACCGGCUCCGAUCAUUUUACCCUUAGUAUCACGCUGCCAGGACAAGUUCUGGCACCCCUUCCAAUAGGAAAGAUCCAUCUCAACUCCGACGAGGAAUUGAAGCGAUUCAUUGAAUUAGUGGAGGCCGGUGCCGCCUUCAUCCCGAUCACCACGGCAUCUCCUUCCGAGCUCGACAGCUUUGCGUCGGCGCUCGUGAACCUUCUUGGUUGUGCAGCCAGAGCUGCCGGUCGACCUGCCCGUAAGACUACGCAUGGUGCGCGGUGGUGGACUGAAGAAUGCGCAAAGGCGGCGGCCAAUUACCGCGCCGUGGUGCGCCGGGCCAAGCGCCUUUACUGGCGUAACUUGAUUGACAGCUUCACCGAUAGCGCCUCCGUCUUCAGGGCGGUCCGCUGGCUGAAGUCUCCAGGUCCGUUUCAAGCUCCUCCCCUGCAAAUUGACGACCGAGUGUAUGAGACGCAGCUGGAAAAGGCCACCGCCUUGCGACAAGCCACUCUGGAACGGCGCACGGCGAACGACGACAUCCCAGAUCCGUGGAUCUCCGUGAACACAGAUAGGACGAUACCCUUCACCGACCGAGUCUCUCCGGAGGAGACCCGCGACGCCACGCUACGCACCGGGAAUACGUCCCUGGUCCCGACAAUAUUACGGAUUGGCCACCAUCCGAAGCCCUUCCGAGAAGCAGAAGUGGUCAUGAUUGCCAAGCCGGGGCGCAGGGAUCUCACAUCCCCUUUGUCCUGUCUCGGCAAGGGCCUCGAGCGGCUCAUCGCACGGCGUCUAGCGUGGGCCUCGGUCCAUUUCGGCGUACUACACCCACAACAAGCCGGCGCGCUCCCGAAGAGAUCGGCCGUGGAUCUCGUUGCUGCCUUGAUUCAUGACAUCGAGGAGGCAUUUGCCUGCAAGCAGGUUGCAACAUUGGUGACUUUGGACAUUCAGGGCGCCUUCGACACAGUCCUCCGCAACAGAUUGAUCCUUCGCCUACGGGACUCAAAAGGGCGUUUCGGCUAUGCGGACGACACUGCCAUCCUUUGCGUCGGCGAUAGCCUGGAUGAGACGUCCGCCGAAGCAUCUCAUCAUGUGCGUGAGCUUGUAUCGUGGGGCGCCGCCAACGGGAUCUCCUUCGACCCUGAGAAGACAGAAGUGAUGCACUUCUCUCGAACGACGCCCAAGACGGCGCCGCCAGUGCUCCAUGGCGAAUUUGAGAAACGGCCGGGCCGGGCGAUGCGUUGGCUCGGCGUCUGGCUCGACAGCACUCUGUCUUUCAAGACUCAUGUCGAGAAAUGGACGGCCAAAGCGCAAGCAGUCGCCUUCCAUCUCAGGAGACUGACAAACACCAGGCAUGGUCCUCUACCGAGCGCUGUGCGACGAGCGGUCUGCGCUUGCGUCAUUCCAGUGCUGCUCUACGCGGCGGAGGUCUGGUAUCCUGGUUCUACGCGCCCGCGCUGGACCAAGCCGGGCAAGGAAGGACCGUCCAGGAUCGGACACCUCGUAAAGAAGAUGAGCAAGGCACUCUACACAUCUCUUCGGGCUAUCCUGCCAGUGUGGAGAACUACACCAACGAAUGUUCUGCACCGGGAGGCAGGGAUACCGCCGGUCCCUCUGCUGCUCGAGGCGCGCCGGACUGCAUUUGCUGCGCGUCUCAAAUCCCUGGACGAAGCUCAUCCGCUCGCUGCGGCGCUCCGACGAAUUGCUACCAAGCUGCCCAAGGCCUGCCUUGCUGCAGCGCGGAUUUGUCGAAGAGCAGACUGCGCCUCUGCAGAGUGCAUCGAAAAUGAGACGGCGAAGAAAUUUCGCGAUUGGCUCCAGGCACUAUCGCCCCGAACUCUGGUCGUCUAUUCCGACGGGUCCCGUUCUACCGAAGGCCACGCCGGAUAUGGCUAUGUUGUUCAUCGGGACGGAUCCACCGUCUUGCGCGACAAGGGCCGUCUCGGGCCCGCCGAGAUUUUCGACGCUGAGGCGAAAGGUGCGUUGGAGGGGUUGAAGGCUGCGGUGAGCCUUCCAGAAACUGACCGCAUCUUUGUCUGCCUCGACAACCUUGCGACCGCAACAUGCUUACGGGGCACGCCGAGCGACUCCUCGCAAGAGGUCUUCCUUGAGUUUCAAUCUUUGGCGGGAGCAUCACUGCCAGAACCCGCUGAUAACGUCCCGACGCUAGCGCACCUGCGAAAGAUUGCCCGACAGCAGCCGGAAGAGGCUUUCAAGGCCUGGUGGGAAGCCUCUGCGCCGGAGCGAUACAGAGACCUGAGGCUUAAAGCCACAACCAGCUGCCCGUCAGAAUUGGCGCUCUCUCGGCCCCUGCUUCGUUUGGUCACGACAAUGCGCGACUGA
Molecule: messenger RNA, 3048 nt
Organism: Hirsutella rhossiliensis
Lineage: Eukaryota; Fungi; Ascomycota; Sordariomycetes; Hypocreales; Ophiocordycipitaceae
Product: reverse transcriptase (RNA-dependent DNA polymerase) domain-containing protein
Exons: 8
Coding region: 1-3048 (1015 amino acids)
Molecular function (GO): catalytic activity; nucleic acid binding
Source: RefSeq, a predicted model, not a curated record